This is a messenger RNA of Brachypodium distachyon (stiff brome), 1451 nucleotides long. RefSeq names its product rhodanese-like domain-containing protein 4A, chloroplastic. The transcript is spliced from 4 exons. The record is from RefSeq and is a predicted model, not a curated record. The coding region runs from base 74 to 1111 and encodes 345 amino acids. Lineage: Eukaryota; Viridiplantae; Streptophyta; Magnoliopsida; Poales; Poaceae.
AUCGGAUAGAGCCCAAGGAGAUUGCAUAGCUCCGCUUCUAUCCUUGCUCGGAGCUCAAGGCCUCUUUGCUUGCAUGGCUCUCCUCCACCUCCAGGAACACUGCUCCCUCCUCCGAAUCCCCACCUCACACCUCCCAAAUCUCCUCAAGCCCCCGAGAAACCCUCGCAGGAACCAACUUUCGCCGCCCAAUGCGACCAAGAUUCACAGCUCCUCCGCAGUCUCGACGCCAAAUGCGGCGGCGCCUAAUUGGCGCGGCGAGCUCCUCUUCCUCCUCUUGCCCCCCGUGGCCGCCGCAUCCUGGCCGCUCCCCGCGCUCGCGGCGGAGGCGGACGGCGGGAGGGUGAGCCUCGAGUCCAUCGUGGUGGCAAUCGACGAGUUCAACAACCGGAACCCCUUCUUCGUGGCCGGGGUGGUGUUCGUGUGGCUGGUGGUGAUCCCGCUGACGCAGGAGUACUUCCAGAAGUACAAGGCCGUGGGCGCCCUCGACGCGUUCCGCAAGCUCCGGGACACGCCGGAGGCGCAGCUGCUCGACAUCAGGCGGGGCAAGAGCGUGCAGUUCAUGCCGUCGCCCAACCUGAGGCUCAUCGAGAAGAACGCCGUGCAGGUGGAGUUUGACGAGGAAGACGAGAAGGGGUUCGUCGGGAAGGUGCUGGCGCGGUUCCCGGACCCGGCCAACACCGUCGUCUGCGUCCUUGACAACUUUGAUGGUAAUUCAAUGAAAGUGGCUGAGCUGCUGGUCAACAAUGGUUUCAAGGAAGCCUAUGCAAUCAAAGGGGGACUGAGAGGCCCAGAAGGUUGGCAGGAAAUUCAAGAGAACUAUCUUCCCCCAUCUGUUCAUGUUUUUCCAAGGAAAAAGAAGAGCAAAAAUUCAACACACACAGAUGUGAGCACUGAAGGAACAGAUGAUAAGCAGGAGGGGAAUGGAGAACUAUUAACUUCUCCUAGCAGCACUUUAGUCAACACAAGCAACGGAACCAAGGAUGGUCAUGAAGAGCCAAAUGGAAGUACUUCAGCUGCGAAGCAUGCAACAAGGAGACCAUUAUCACCAUAUCCAAAUUACCAUGACUUGAAGCCGCCUUCAUCUCCAACGCCAUCCAAGCCAGGAAUGUAAAGCAAGAGGGCUAUUGAUGCGGAGACUUAAAGAAGUCAUAUGCAGAUUUCUCUGCAAUCACCAUUUUGGUACAGUUUAACCCAUGGAUAUAGAGGCGAUCGAUUCGCGAUGCAGCAGGGCCACAUUGUCGCCAUCAGAAGAUGUUAUUGGUAGCAUGGUGCAUGCUUACAUUCUGUGUAAAUGCUGAACUUUUUCCCCCCGUUUGCUGUUAUUCGUUACUAUAUGUAUAUUGAACUGGCUUGAAAACAUUGCUGCGGACGAAACAGCAGACAGUACUUUGUGAUGUUGUACUGCCACCGUCACUCCUGAUUUUGAGGAUUUUGGUUGCAUGUUUUAGCGA